This is a messenger RNA of Cricetulus griseus (Chinese hamster), 2969 nucleotides long. Lineage: Eukaryota; Metazoa; Chordata; Mammalia; Rodentia; Cricetidae. The record is from RefSeq and is a predicted model, not a curated record.
GGAAGCCAGCGCCCAAAUUCUGCUGUGCAUGUCUUUCCCUUGGUGUAUUUUAGAUACUUUAUUUUUUCAAUUGAUGUACUGAUUGCCAAAAUGUUCUUGUAAAAAUAAUCUAAUAGGAUGUUUCAACUUAUAUGUUGAGAUUUGCAAGCACGAUUCUCUCUGCUGUGGUGGAAACGACAAAGCUCUUGAAAUUUACAAUCAUCCAUACUAAUUUCCGUGUUAGAAACUUCCAUAUCCAAGAGAGUGGCACAUGGAAACGGAGACUUGGAUUCGCCAAAGCUUUCAGAUAAUAGUCAUGAAAAUAACGCAUGCAAAUUUCAAUGGAUCUAAAAAGGAGCAAGCCGUCUAUUCAUUGUUCCUAAAAGAGAAACUCCCAGAAGAGAAACAGUAAGAAAUGGCUGAUUCUCCAGUAAGCAUGUCACAGGGUCUGUUGACAUUCAUGGAUGUAGCUGUGUACUUCCCCCAGGAGGAGUGGGAAUGCCUGGACUCUGCUCAGAGGGCUUUGUGCAUUGAUGUGAUGCUGGAGAAUUACAAUAACCUUGUCUUUGUGGAGAACUAUUGCAAAUGUGAUCCUGUCCAACACCAUGUGAAGACUGAAAAGGAGUCUUGUCAGUGUAAUGAGCUUGGCAAAGUGCUUCAUGACCCCUCCACAUGUGCACUUUAUAGAACAAGUGAAACUACAGAAAACUCCAAUAACUACACAUGCAGUAAUCCCAGGGAUGCCUUUGUUGACUCAUCAAACCCAGACAGACGUGAAAGCAUGCACACUGGAGAAGAACCUUGCCGAUCUAAAGACUGUGAGAAAUCUUUAAAUUUGUGUUCCAACAUUACUCUAGAUCAGAGAGUCUACACUACAAAGAAAGAAUACAGGCAGGAAGAAUAUGAUGACUAUUUCAGCUAUGCAUACACUUUUUUUCAACAACCAAUCUGCAUUGCAGAGAAACCACAUCAAUGUGGGAAAUGUGGGAAAUACUUCAGAACCACCUCAAGCCUCACCGAACACGAGAGAAUUCAUGUUGGAGUUAAACCUUACAAGUGCAACGUUUGUGAAAAAUCCUUUACCCAACGUUCAAGUCUUAAAACACAUCAAAGACUUCAUACUGGAGAGAAACCUUACAAAUGCAAAGAUUGUGACAAAUCCUUUGCCCGCUAUUCCAAUUUCAGGAGACAUCAGAAACUGCACACUGCUGGGAGAUAUUAUAAUUGUCAAGAAUGUGGCAAGGUCUUUCAUAAGCUUUCACAAUUUGAAAUCCAUUACCGACUCCAUACUGGAGAGAAGCCUUACAAGUGCAAUGAGUGUGACAGAGCCUUUCCCCACUAUACCUCAUUGAGAAAGCACCAGAGAACUCAUUCUCUAGAGAAGUUACACAAGUGCAAAGAAUGUGGUAAGUCCUUUCUUGAGGUAUCUCUUCUUAACAGGCAUUACAGAAUCCAUACUGGUGAAAAGCCUUACAAAUGUGAGGUAUGUGACAAAUCCUUUACCUGGAACUCAUACCUUUCGAGACAUCUGAAAAUUCAUACUGGGGAGAAACCUCACAAAUGUAAGGAAUGUGGCAAAUCCUUUACCGAACACACAUAUCUUAGGAGACAUCAGAGAGUUCACACUGGAGAGAAACUUUACAGAUGUAAAGAAUGUGAGAAGUCUUUUACUAGCUCUUCAUAUCUUAGAUCACAUCAGAAAAUUCAUACUGGAGAGAAACUUCCUAAAUGCAAAGACUGUGACGUGUCCUUUAUUCAUAUGGCAAAUCUUAGAAAACAUCAGAGAGUUCAUACUGGGAAGAGACCUUACAGUUGUAUGGAAUGUGACAAAUCCUUUUCCUGGGAGUCACAACUUAGAAUGCAUCAGAGUGUUCAUACUGGAGAGAGACCUUACAGUUGUGAGGAAUGUGGCAAAUCUUUUGCCCAUUCUUAUGGUUUAAGGAAACAUCGGAAAAUUCAUACUGGAGAGAAACUUCAUAAAUGCAAAUACUGUGACGUAUCCUUUAUUCACAUUGAAAGUCUUAAAAUACAUCAGAGAGUUCAUACUGGAGAGAGACCUUACAGAUGUCAGGAAUGUAACAAAUCCUUCACAACUUGCUCACAUCUUAGAAGACAUCAGAGAGUUCACACAGGAGAGAGACCUCACAGUUGUAAGGAAUGUGACAAAUCGUUUACUAGGUGUGAACAUCUUAGAAUACAUCAGACAAUUCAUACUGGAGAAAAACCUUACAAAUGUAAAGACUGUGAUAUGUCUUUUAGUGAAUACUCACUACUUAGAACACAUCAGAGCAUUCAUGCCGGAGAGAGACCUUACAGUUGUCAGGAAUGUGACAAAUCUUUUACCACUUGCUCACAUCUUAGAAGACAUCAGAGAGUUCACACAGGAGAGAGACCUCACAGUUGUAAGGAAUGUGACAGAUCUUUUACCAGGUAUGAUCAUCUUAGAAUACAUCAGAAAAUUCAUACUGGAGAAAAACCUUACAAAUGUAAAGACUGUGAUAUGUCCUUUAGUGAAUACUCACUACUUAGAACACAUCAGAGCAUUCAUGCUGGAAAGAGACCUUACAGUUGUCAGGAAUGUGACAAAUCUUUUACCACUUGCUCACAUUUUAGAAGACAUCAGAGAGUUCAUACUGGAGAGAGACCUCACAGUUGUACGGAAUGUGACAAAUCUUUUACCAGGUAUGAACAUCUUAGGACACAUCAGAAAAUUCAUACUGGAGAAAAACCUUAAAAACUUGAAAGCUGACAUAUUCUAUAUCCAUAUUACAAGUCUUAGGAGACAUUAGAAAAUUCAUACUAGAGAGAAAAUCACCAUUGUAAAUAAUGUGAUAUACCAUUUUCUGAUAUUCUCUGCUUACAAAUCAUAACAGUAUAUAUAAUAAAAACAUAAAAUAAGAAACUUAUGAACACCUUUAAUGAGGUCUAAAUCUUAGAAAAUAUCAGAGUUUAUGCCAAAAUAAAACACUCCAAAUGUUACUGUGGUAAAA